Bufo bufo (common toad) is the source of this 1418-nucleotide messenger RNA. RefSeq names its product ArfGAP with dual PH domains 2 (gene ADAP2). Bases 72 to 1184 code for a protein of 370 amino acids. The record is from RefSeq and is a predicted model, not a curated record. Gene Ontology annotation, molecular function: phosphatidylinositol bisphosphate binding; GTPase activator activity. The transcript is spliced from 11 exons. Gene Ontology annotation, cellular component: intracellular membrane-bounded organelle; plasma membrane. Gene Ontology annotation, biological process: positive regulation of GTPase activity. NCBI's taxonomy places the organism in Eukaryota, Metazoa, Chordata, Amphibia, Anura, Bufonidae.
CUCGCACACACACAUCUCUGCACGGAGCCCGGCACAGCCAUGUCCCGUCAUUAACCCCUCAGUGACUCAGGAUGUCAGUGCAGGAACUGCUGCAGCUCCCGGAGAACUCGCGAUGUGCAGACUGUGGACAGCCAGAACCAGUCUGGGCCUCUUGUAAUGUUGGGGUUUUCAUCUGUCUGGAGUGCUCGGGGGUUCACAGGAUCUCCGCUAUAGGCAAAGUGAAAUCUACACAACUGGACUACAUGGAACACGACCUGAUACAGUUCAUGCGAUGUCACGGGAAUAAGAAGGCCAGAGAUGAAUAUGAAGCCUUUGUGCCUCCAUUUUAUUACAAACCUACUGAAAAGGACUGCAGGGUGUUGAGGGAACAAUGGAUCCGAGCAAAAUACGAGCGGCGAGAGUUCAUAUCCAAUAAAAAGUCCCCGUACGCAGUCGACUAUAAAGAAGGCUUCCUGUGGAAGAAAGGGCGAGACAAUGGACAGUUUUUAAAGAGACUGUUCAUCUUCUCCGAGAGCGAGGGCUUGCUGAAGUAUUACACUAAAGAGAAACGUUUUGGACCAAAGGGGACGUUUGCUAUUAAGAGUCUGAAUGCCAUGUUCCAAUGUGAGAAGAUGAAGCUUGAGCAUGGGCUGGAGAUCACGUGUGUGCACGGCGGGCGGACCAGAAGUGUAUACGUGUAUCACAAGGACGGGGCGGAGAUUGUCACCUGGUAUAAUGUCCUCCGCUCAGCACGCUUCCGCUACCUGAAGAAGGCAUUUCCAGAUGUUCCGGAGCAGGAGUUAAUACCGAAGAUCAGCCGCAGUUACACCAAAUGUGGAUACAUGGAGAAGACCGGACCCACUCAGAAAGAACCCUUCAAGAAACGGUGGUUCAACCUGGACUCCGAGGAGAGGAAGCUGCUGUACUACAAGAAACCGCUGGACCCUUAUGAACAGGGCGGGGUCUUCAUUGGGAGCAGCGAGGCCGGGUACCAGGUAACGGGGGAUUUGCCAAGUGGAAUGAGAGGGAAGAAGUGGGAGGCGGGAAUCACCAUCCGGACACCGCAGCGGGAAUUCAUCUUCACCUGUGAGAACAUCAAGGAGCAGAAAGAGUGGCUGCAGGAGCUGCGAGAGGUCGCAUCCCGACCAAUGAGCGCUCACGACACAGCAGAGGAGGCCGCAUUCCGGAAAGCAGCUCAGGACUGAGGGACAGGCCCCCGGACCCACAGAGGAAAGCGCUGGCAGGUGAAGCAGGAUGGGCCGUCGCCUGCAGCCGAUGGGAGGAGACGCCGAGAACAAGACCCCGCGACUGCCCCCCACAGCAGCGGACAACAACCCCCAUCUUCUAAUAAAGAUGAUGACACCGAGAGCAGAUGGCAUAAGGUGCGGCGUUCAGCCUCCCUCAGACAGAAACACUCUACCUGUGUUCAGAAUAGGGGA